Closterium sp. NIES-65 is the source of this 1485-nucleotide messenger RNA. The record is from the annotation of a GenBank genome assembly. Lineage: Eukaryota; Viridiplantae; Streptophyta; Zygnematophyceae; Desmidiales; Closteriaceae.
AUGGGUGCUGCGGACAGAGGGGCAAAGGAAAUUGACGAAGCGGAGAUUGGGCAAGCCGCUGCUAUGCUACCCAGAAUGGCUGCGGCGGGGAAGUCUGUGGCUGUUGAUGCUGUUGUGCCUGCAGCGGAAAGGGCUGCAGUCCAGGUGUCUGCUGGCGUUUCUGCCGCUGUCUUUGACGCCGACUCAGUUUCACCCUCUGCCACCCCACGGGUUGCACAGGUUGAGGCUGAGGGGACGAGGUUGGGCGCGGAUCCGGAACAGACCGCGGAGGUUGCGCUGUCCGCGUCCCCGACACCGGUGACACCGGUGGUGUCUGCUACGACUGGGGAGCAGGGUGACGCCCCGAUGGCAGAAGGCGCGAUGACUGCCGGUGCGUGCGCCGGAAUGCCUGCUGCUGCCGCGGCCGCAAGCAGGCAGGAGCACGGCCAGGCGGUGGGAGAGUUUCCAGGACCCGCGAACGGCGAUUCCUCCGGCGCUGCACGGUCAAAGUUGAAGAAGAAGCUACGGGCCCAGCCAGCGCCGAGACGGCCCGGAGCAGGGCUGGGACCUGGCUCCCCGGGACCCCUCCGAGGGGUUUCUGGACUCAACGAGGCGGCAACAGAGACGGCGGCAACCCGCCAUGCAGAGCAGCUGGCUGCAAACCAGGACAACGGAACACACAGCCACUCACCGCUAGGCCCAGUCGCUCCAGUUGAAGAAGCCGUCGCCACUCGUCGCUCGGCUCGGUUGGGAACUGUCACGUGGGGUCCACCAAGGGGAGGCCGUACCCCGUGGAUGCCGGUGGGGAGAGCGGGACUGGAAGCGACAGCUCGGCCAGUGCCGGCGGCAGGCCGGGGUUUCCGCGGUAUGGGCCGCGGGAGGCGAGGGGGACGGCGGGGGGGUGUCGCUCGCCUGGGGGGAGCCGAGAUCCAAGCACGAACGGGCCCUUGGCGGGAGCGUCACGACCGCCCAGAGGUUUUGGAGGCUGCAGCCAAUAGGGAGGAAGCUCGUUCUGCCGAGGACACUGGGGAUCCUGAGAUUAUGUGUGGAGAGGAGGCGGGCCCAGAGUCCGAAGAGAUUUCUCUGGAUAAUGAGGAGGAAGUGGGAAGAGGCAGGAAUCGAGUGAGGGGAGCGGGAGAGGGAGUGGACGGAGUGACAUCCCAUGCUGAAGGAGUGCCUGUACCAGCUGCCACGGUCACCAACGAAGUAAAAUCGCCGGCCACCCUGGCAGAGGAUGACGCCAUUUGGCAGGCGGCAGAAAUGUGGACUCUGGAUCUCCUUCAACGGAUGGACCAGCCCUUCCUAGUCAGACGACUGCCACCUCAAGUGUUGGACAAAUUCUGCCUGUGUCUCCUCGCACCUCUCCUGCGGCUGUCAACAAACCCAGAAUGCCCAGGUGCAUGGGCGAUCCUACUGUACCUCCCGAGGCUGACACUGCGCCCGCCACCAGAGCCAGUUGCUGGCAGUCGUUGGGCAGAAAUCGAGGCUCGGCUGCACCAUUUCUAG